AAAGGAAAGCGAAGAAAAAUUUCAUGCAGUCCACUCCUUCUCCCAUACGCUGUCGUAUCCUUCCUCUUCUCUCUCUCUUUCUCUCUCUUCUUUCUCUCUCCUCCGGUGCCACCAAUGGAGGAUCUCUGGAAGCGCGCCAAGACCUUCGCCGAAGAGGCGGCGAAGAAAUCCCAAUCCCUCACUCCGUCCUCCUCUCGCAUCGCCGAUCUCGUCUCCGAAACGGCCAAGAAAUCCAAAGAGCUCGCCGCCGAGGCCUCCAAGAAGGCCGACAUCCUCAAGACCGCCGCCCUCCGCCAGGCCGACCAGAUCAAGUCCUUCUCCGACACCAUCGCCUCCGCCGCCACCGCUCCGCCUCCCGCCGCCGCGCCGCUGGAUUUCGAGAAGUUCGGCGUCACCGACGACCUCAGAUCCUUCGUCAAGGGCCUCACUUCCACCACGUUCCAGAACUUUCCCCUCACUUCCGAUGAACCUGAGGGCUCUGAUGUCUCCACUGUGGGAUCCAAUGUGAGGAAGGAUCUCAAUGAGUUUCAGGAGAAGCACGCCACUCUCGUUUUAACUACUGUUAAGGAAAUUUCAAGAUUGAGAUAUGAACUAUGUCCACGUGCUAUGAAAGAAAGACACUUUUGGAAGAUAUAUUUCACACUUGUCAACACUCAUGUGGCUCCGUAUGAGAAGCAAUAUAUGGAGGAGGUUCAGCUUAGAGAAGCAGCAGAACAGAAUGUGGAUACUAAGGUAGAGCAAACUGCUGUUACUGGAGGAACUGGAAAGGCAGUAGCAACAGGGAAGAAUGUGAAGAGUAAAUCUUCUAAUUCAUCCUCUACCGAGCAAGACUUGGAUACAUUUCUUCUUGGAGAUCUUGAAGACAGUGAUGAUGCUCCAGAUGAUGGUGAGGGCAGUUUUGAUGAUGAUUUUGACAAGAUUGGCAAUUCUGAUGUUGAAGAUGAGAAACAUGUGAAGAAAGCAACUGCUGCAACAGUUUAGGAUGCCCAAUUACUUUUGGUUGAUACUGAAGUAAGAAUGAACUUUGCUGCUUGCAACUAGCCCUGAGAUAUCAGUGAACCGUUAAAGACAAACGGUUGUAGCAGUGUGUAGAUUUGGUGAACUGGUCGGAAAACCUGAAGUAGUUCGUCAUUGUUUAUUUGUUUACCUUAAUACCCUAUAUAGUGGCAUAUAAAUUCAUGGUAAAGUGGUGGUGGUGAGUCCUGUUAUCUUGUACAGUUGACCCUAUUCGUUGUUGUUAUUGAAGUUCUUAUUUGAUGUUACUUUUAGUGAAUAACAAGAGCAUAUUGAUUCUCGGGUUUGUUACGUGCUUGGCGUUGUGGUUAGGGUAAAAGGGGUAUUCAGUUAGUGAAUUGUUUUGGGACUCUUCAAACAUGUUGCUUCUUUUUCUUUCACUGAAAGUAUAAAAUUACAUUUCUGUAAUUUGUUAAAGUUCUCUUAUAUUAAUGUUUACGUGCAGUCCUAUUUUAUUUUA
Cajanus cajan (pigeon pea) is the source of this 1474-nucleotide messenger RNA. RefSeq names its product BSD domain-containing protein. The record is from RefSeq and is a predicted model, not a curated record. NCBI's taxonomy places the organism in Eukaryota, Viridiplantae, Streptophyta, Magnoliopsida, Fabales, Fabaceae.